Messenger RNA from Myodes glareolus (Bank vole), 11300 nucleotides. RefSeq names its product catenin alpha 3 (gene Ctnna3). Lineage: Eukaryota; Metazoa; Chordata; Mammalia; Rodentia; Cricetidae. Gene Ontology annotation, biological process: cell-cell adhesion; cell migration. Gene Ontology annotation, cellular component: adherens junction; fascia adherens. Gene Ontology annotation, molecular function: actin filament binding; beta-catenin binding; cadherin binding. The record is from RefSeq and is a predicted model, not a curated record.
GAGUAGCGGGCUCGGCUAAAGUGACUGCCCCACCGUCACUGUCUGUCCGUGUGGUCCUCUGCAGCUCUGUGACUAGCAAGAGGCUUUCCCUUACCCUCAGAGUCCUGUCUGGAAAACCCUUCAAGAGCUACGCUCAAAGCACAGUUUCUUUAUAGGAAGCAGCGAGAGGCACCAUGUCUGCAGAAGCACCAAUCCCCCUGAAUUUGGACAUUCGCGACCUGCAGAUCCAGACAGUCACAGUGGAGAAGCUGCUGGAGCCGCUGAUAAUCCAGGUUACCACACUUGUAAACUGUCCGCAGAACCCCUCCAACAGGAAAAAGGGACGCUCUAAGAGAGCCAGAGUUCUCCUGGCUUCGGUGGAGGAAGCAACUUGGAACCUGUUAGACAAGGGGGAGAAGAUCGCCAAGGAAGCCAGGGCUUUAAAGGAGGAGCUCACAGCUGCGCUCCAGGAAGUUCGCAGAGAGAGCAAUGCUCUGAAGGCGUCAGCCGAGAGAUUUACAGAUGACCCCUGUUACCUCCCGAAAAGGGAGGCUGUGGUUCAAGCCGCCCGCGCCUUGUUGGCAGCCGUUACGAGACUCCUUAUCCUUGUGGACAUGAUUGAUGUCAUGUGUCUCUUGCAGCAUGUGUCAUCUUUUCAAAGAACAUUUGAGUCUCUUAAAAAUGUUUCCAACAAAUCUGACCUCCAGAAGACCUACCAGAAGCUCGGGAAGGAGCUGGAAAACCUGGAUUAUUUAGCCUUCAAACGUCAGCAGGACUUAAAAUCUCCAGCCCAGAGAGAUGAAAUUGCAGGGGCCCGGGCCACUUUGAAGGAGAACUCCCCGCUCUUGCAUUCGAUUUGUUCAGCUUGUUUGGAACAUUCCGAUGUUGCUUCGCUCAAAGCCAGUAAGGACACAGUCUGUGAAGAGAUUCAGAACGCUCUUGAUGUCAUUUCAAAUGCUUCCCAAGGCAUCCCCAGCGUGUCGGCGACUUCGGAAACUCAGGCGGCAACCCUGGGAAGUGCCCUUGAUGAGCUGGAGAAUUUAAUUGUCCUGAACCCACUCACAGUGACAGAGGAGGAAAUAAGACCAUCACUAGAGAAACGCCUAGAAGCCAUCAUCAGUGGGGCUGCACUGCUGGCUGACUCUUCCUGCACCAGGGACUUCCACCGAGAGCGGAUUAUCGCCGAGUGCAAUGCCAUCCGCCAGGCUCUCCAGGACCUGCUGUCGGAGUACAUGAACAAUACUGGAAAAACAGAAAAGAGUAAUGCCCUCAACGCCGCCAUAGACAACAUGAGCAAGAAGACAAGGGACCUCCGCCGGCAGCUCCGCAAGGCGAUUAUAGAUCACAUAUCCGAUUCUUUCCUGGACACGACAGUCCCGCUCCUGGUUCUCAUUGAAGCUGCUAAGCACGGGCGAGAAAAGGAAAUCAAAGAAUAUGCUGCGAUAUUUCAUGAGCACACAGGCAGGCUCGUGGAGGUGGCAAACCUUGCUUGUUCCAUGUCAACAAAUGAAGAUGGGAUUAAAAUCGUCAGAAUCGCCGCAAAUCACCUGGAAACCCUGUGUCCACAGAUCAUAAAUGCUGCACUUGCUUUGGCAUCGCGACCCAAGAGUCAAGUGGUCAAAAACACCAUGGAAAUGUAUAAGCGCACAUGGGAGCAUUAUGUACAUGUUCUCACCGAAGCAGUGGAUGACAUCACCAGCAUUGACGACUUCCUGGCUGUCUCUGAAAGCCACAUUCUGGAGGACGUCAACAAAUGCAUUAUCGCCUUGAGGGACCAGGAUGCCGAUAACUUAGACCGAGCUGCUGGUGCCAUCAGAGGACGAGCUGCAAGAGUAGCUCACAUCGUCACAGGGGAAAUGGACAGCUACGAACCAGGUGCUUACACCGAAGGCGUGAUGAGAAAUGUCCAUGUCCUUACAAGCACGGUGAUCCCAGAAUUCGUGACCCAAGUGAACGCUGCCUUGGAUGCCCUAAGCAAGAAUUCACUGACUGUUCUUGAUGAUAAUCAGUUUGUGGACAUCUCAAAGAAGAUCUACGACACAGUUCACGACAUCAGAUGUUCAGUCAUGAUGAUUCGGACUCCAGAAGAACUAGAGGAUGUUUCCGACCUUGAGGAAGAUCAUGAGGUCCGUAGCCACGCCAGCAUUCAGACAGAAGGGAAAACUGACAGAGCUAAGAUGACUCAACUGCCCGAGGCAGAAAAGGAGAAAAUUGCCGAGCAAGUGGCUGAUUUCAAGAAGGUGAAGAGCAAGUUGGAUGCUGAGAUCGAGAUAUGGGAUGACACAAGCAAUGACAUCAUCGUUCUUGCCAAGAAGAUGUGCAUGAUCAUGAUGGAGAUGACAGACUUCACAAGGGGAAAAGGACCACUAAAGCAUACCACUGAUGUCAUCUAUGCAGCUAAAAUGAUAUCAGAGUCAGGAUCAAGAAUGGAUGUUCUCGCUCGGCAGAUUGCUAACCAGUGCCCAGAUCCACCGUGCAAACAGGACUUGCUGGCUUAUCUGGAACAGAUUAAAUUCUACUCCCACCAGCUGAAAAUCUGCAGUCAAGUUAAAGCUGAGAUCCAGAACCUGGGGGGCGAGCUCAUCAUGUCAGCCUUGGACAGUGUCACCUCCCUGAUCCAGGCAGCAAAAAAUUUAAUGAACGCUGUAGUGCAAACAGUGAAGAUGUCGUACAUUGCUUCCACCAAGAUCAUCCGUAUCCAGAGUGCGGCAGGGCCCCGACACCCAGUUGUCAUGUGGAGAAUGAAGGCUCCGGCUAAAAAGCCCUUGAUUAAAAGAGAGAAGCCAGAAGAAACAUAUGCGGCUGUCAGAAGAGGCUCAGCCAAGAAAAAGAUUCACCCCGUUCAAGUCAUGAGUGAAUUUAGAGGGAGAGAAGUCUACUGAAGCCCUAGUCCACACAAGUGCCCAUUGCCACACCCCAAGCCAACCACACUGCUCUAUCUCACAGUGCACUGGUUCUUUAACUUUUACAUAGUUACGCUCAUAAAUAACAUAAAACAUUGGGGUUAGGCCAUGGUACACAAUGUGUAUUUGGGGUCCUGCCAUUGUCAUCUCUCUAUAGCCAGCACAGCCCAGUUAACCUGCAGGUAGUACUAGGGAAUAGAAUUCACAAGUGUCAUCUUAGCCUUGCCCUCCACAGGGAAUAGCUGAUGCACAUUACAAAAUGUUUGGGUUUCAUGCACUCUUUUUCCUUGUGAGGGAAGCCACUUGUCAGAAGCUUUUCACUGGCCUUUCAUUAAACCCAAGAGAAUUUAUCAACUAUUUUCCCAAUUAGUGCCAUACUUUCUUCAACAGACCUAACCUGGUACCUAACCUGCCAGAGAUGUGUCAUUUUUGCCCAUUAGAAGGAAUUUUCAAUUUCGAGACAUCCCUACCCAUUAUUAGUUGGUCAGCUGACUAUAGCCAAAUGUGUAUGGUCAAGCUUCUUACUAGAAUUUGAAAGUCAGCCAUGUUAUUAAAUAAGUGCUUUGGUGACACUCCAAGGCUGAGAGAUUUUGGAUGCUCUUUCUGCCUUUGAUUUCUAUGUGUUCAGAAGGUCGUUACUCUUCAUGUUGCGCCUGUCCAGAUACACAUAUGUAGAGUUAUCAUCCAUUGCAGAAAGGAAUUUUUGUUUAUUGAUUUUUUUUUCCUUUGGUACUGGGACUCAAGCAACAUUUAACAUGCUGGGCAAGUGGUGUACUCACGAGCUACACAACCAGCCCUUCUGCUAGAGAAAUGAGUCACUGAGUUAGGGCGUAGAGUAAGUCGACGAUGGAGGACGCGAAAGGAAAUUUUGCACGAUUCUAAAAAUCUCUUUGUAUCAAUUUGCAAUCGUAAUUCAAAUGAAAGACCAUUUUGCAAAACCUUUUGGCACUGAGUGAAAUCUACCACCCAACAAUGAAGCUGAGUUAAUCACAAUGAGUUUGCAGUGAUUUUAAUAUCCACCUUUAAGUAAAUGUCACUGGGGUUAUUUUGUAUGUCCAUUGAGUAUGAUUAUCUAUAGCUGAGUUUAUGACGGACUCUGGAGCAGCCUGAGAGUGUGGUACAUAAUCUUGAUAGCCCUUUGUCUUCCUAAUACUUCAUCUUCCCUUUUAUUUCCUUCUCUGUCUUCACACAUUGCUGUGUAUAAGCUGUGAUGGAGGAGCAAUGCUUCAGUUUCACCAUGCCACAGUCCAAGGGUGGUUUCUCAGUUUAUUUCAUUUUACUUUAUCUCCUGUAAUUGAAGCUCUUCACUUUUACAACACUGCUCUUGAAAAGUCAUUUUGGAACUUUCAAUUUAUCAAUUAAUAUUUCUAUAUGUAACAUAAGUUGAUGUUAAGAAGGCCACUUGUCCAGGAACCAAAAGGAUUUAUAAAUGUUGGGAAUUCAUUGCUUAUUGUAUCGAACAAAAAAGAAAGGAAAGGUUUAGCAGGUAUUAGUCUAUUAUUGAGGUGAAUAAUAACUCUUUUAAUAUAUUAAAUUAUUUCAUUCUUCAAAAGUUCUGGGGUGGUUGUCUGGGAUCUUUAUAAAACUUUGUAGGAGGUAGAGAAAGUUUAUUCAUUUCUUCCCUCACCAUGCACUAAGGAAUUUCCCACAAUAAUAAUUAUUCUGGACAAUGUGGGUUCUCACAAUGAGAAGCAGAGAAGAAGGGCAUUCGGUCUUCUAGGCAAUGUUGGCAUAAUUGGGACAAAUAGAGGCCCUCUGUUAUUGAAAUGCUACCAUAGUAUUCUGUACUCAGUAGAGAGAAAUUUUAGCAUAUAAAUAAUAUAUUGGGUACAAUAUAGAUGUAUAAUUUGGGGAACAAUGAAUUUCUUAAAAAUAGACAAAAACAACCAAACAACUAGCUUUAUAUACUAGGUCUUACUUGACCUUACAUAGACCAGAAUCAUAAGCCUCCUUUGCAAAUCUACUGUCCCUUUGGCCCCACAUCAUCCUUCUACAUAUUGGAACUUAGCAUGUAUUUUUGGAAGAAAACAAUAAAAACAGAAAUAAUUUUAAAUGAUACAAAUACAAGAUAACUUUACCCAAAGUGAGAUAUAAUCGAGGACUUCACUUUGGUAUAGUGCUCCAGCUAAGCUCAAAAUAAAUAGCUAUAAUUAAACAAAACAAUAAAAUGUUUUACUUAGUGAAUGCCCAGGGAGUACAUUUUUCUGCAGCAAUCAAAGGUGUAAUAAAAAAAAAAAAAAAACAAGAGGCGUAAAGCUGAGCAGGACAUCUGUCUACCUGAGAAACACCUGCAGUGACAGUAUGUUGGCUGGAUUCAAACAAUGGGCAAUGUGUGAACGUCUACAGAUAAGGAACGGGUGGAAGGGUACUUGCAAAUCUUGCAGCACAGAGCGCAAUUAGAUAAGUCUGGACAAUAAGUAUUCUAUAUUCAUAUUUAUAUGGAGGCAUUUCUUCUGCAGUAGAAAUCUGGGAAAUUUUUAAUGGGAGUGUUAACUUGAUAAUUCAGUAUGCAGCUUUUGAAAUCACAUUACAUUUUCUUGACUUGGUUAGUGAAAAACUCACCUGUCCUUUCUAGUGACAUUAAUUCCAUUUCUCUUACUUAGAAAUAUGUACUGGAAAAGAAGAUUUAUACUAUCUCCAAGGACAGCUCCAUCUCUGCUUCACCAUCUACAUUGUCACCAAGUGUGAUGUUAGGUUCAAAGUAUUCUAGAUUCAGAGUAAUUCGGAAAAUCAUGAGGUCAUCAAAUAUAAAAGUUGAUAAAUAAAAGUUUCAUCUUUUAAGUGUUAGGUUAUACUAUAUCUUUCUAUUAAAGUUUCUAGAAAUUUUAGAUUAAACCAGGAAAUUAGGAAAGCAUCAAAUUUUAAACUACAUGGUCAAUCGUUCUUUCCUGUUUCUCUUAGGGCUUGAGUGUAGCCUCUAAAUGUGCUAGGAGGUACAUUAGAGUCCUAAUAUUCCCAUGUGCCAUCUGAGAUUGGGAAAUCUCUUAGCAUCAGUAUAACACAUAUGCUCCUCAUGAAGUCUCAUGAAGGAAACUGUGGCUGAACACCGAGGCCUAUUCUUAUAACCUUUUAUUGAAGGCUAAUUUCAAAGAUCAGCUUUCAAUUCAUUAUAAAUGGAAAACCUAAUACUGUGACUAUGUAAUUAAGUUCCCACUAGGGCCUCCAAGAUAAUAAUGCUCCCCAGAUUCAACAGCAGGCUGCUGAAAAGGAUAAGCUUCAACAAUGGGAAAGAUGAAACUGGGUUCUUAAACCUUCACUUUGGUGACUUGAGAGAUGGCUCGGGCUGUGAGUGCUUGCUAUGCCAACAUGGAGCUCUGGCUUCUGAUUACCUUUACCUGCAUAAAAAGCCAGGUAAUGGGGGUACCCUUAUAAUUCUAGUCCCAGAUGGAGAAGGUCCCUGGGGCUUCUGGCCAGCCAGUCCAGGCAAAUAUGCAAGUUCCAGGUUCAGUGGCAGACUUUAUCUCAGAAACGUAAGAUGGGGAGUGUUUGAGGAAGAUAUACAAUGUUGACUUAUAAAUUCUACAUCCAUUCACACAUAUUAAUGUAAAUCAACACACACACACACACACACACAUCGCCUCACUCGCCUCACUUUCUACGUGAUCUCAUGUUACCUAACCUUGCACUCAGCAUCUUCUCAAAUGUCUACAAUGUUCUGCUAGAUGACAAAGUCAAGCAAACAAAUAAACAAACUACACAGUUACCACCUCUUGGCAAAAAGCAAGCCCCAGUCAUCUCCCCAACAUCUCUUCCUGGUAGGUUACCCCAUAUAUAAAUACACAAACAUAUUCUUCAGGACUUUGGUUAAAGUUAUAGUUCAAUUUCCACCAGAGUCAUUCCUUCAGACUUUCUACUUCCCCAAGCAUUCUGAUCUUCUUUGGUGUCUCAUUUUGAUGCUGGGGAUUGUAGUUCCCAUGGAUACAGACUUCUGCACUGUGGCAAUGUGAGAGAAAUGAGAUCUGAGAAUUUUCCUGGUGAAAUCGACCAUUCUGUUUCAGUAUUGUAAUAAGCAAUUCUCUGGGUGGACAAAAUAGGCAACAGAACCUGAAUUUGAAUGAAAUCCACAUGUUUUAAUCAGCCUGUCCUUGGUUAAGAUGACCGACCUAAUACACGGUCAGUGAUCAAACAGCCAUUUUUGUUGUAAAACCAGAAACUGUUCCGUUAUUAAGAAAUCACAUUCACCCAGUUAAAAAGAAUAUAGCUUGCAUGCUAUUUCAACAUUUUCAGAGUAGGAAAAUGGUUGUAGCAGCAGAUGUAUUUACCUGUAUAUCACACAUCAGGAGGCAACAUUUAUUCAGAGGAAAGGACUGCUUCUUUUACGGCUCUUUUCACAUGGUUAUUGCUCCGUGUUCAACCAUGGUCAAAUGGAUGAGGUGGCUAUCUAACAAAGCAUGAUAGCCUGACUGUCAGCUUCUCCCAGUAUCCUUCAGUCCCUCCCCUUACAGGGUAUGGCUAGUGUACCCUGGCCCCACCCUCUAUCCUGAACUCUCCAGCUCAGUGGCUGAGCUGCCCUACACCAGUGACCUUUCCCUAUAUAACCCAACUUUUUAGCUACCCUGUUCAACUCUCUUCCCUCUCUUUUCCCCUCUGCCCUCUCUCCUCAGGUGGCACAGGGUCAUGUCUACUCUGGACUCUCCCAGAUGCCUUUUUCUUCAGAUUAUGCUCUCCUUGUAUCCACAGUAAACUUUCUGUUCCACCAUAUCUAGGAGUAGUCAUGUCCUUGAAGUUUUCAUUUCUUUCUUUUUUUUCAUUCAGUUAUAGAAAGUUCCGGAUUAGGAUUUUGUAUGUUGACACAAAAUAGCAAAAGGUCUACAGUCACACACGAUGUGCAAAGUCACCUGAGUUUUCAUUUUGAGCCACUGGGUCAAAUUAGGAAAGAGAACAUGGAUGCUAUUAAAAAGGGGUGUAUGUAACAAUAUGUGUCCUAAAUUAAGCUUAUAGAUAUUACCCUAGAUGUUCAAAAUAUAGAGAGGGGACUAGAAGGAGAGGCCUAAACGCUUCUUUUCUUAAGAAAGCCACAUAAAAAUAAACUUUUUCUUAAAAGAAAUAGGAAAUAGUUUAAAACAUGAAUCAUUUUACAAAUGAACACACCCUAAUAAAGUCUAAAAAAAAAAAAACCUUACCUUGAACAAUCAAGAAGGUAACACUAAGAGAAACUGUGACUCCGAACAGUACCCAGUCAGAUGAGACUCUCGUCUGUAGGCAGUAGGAGCUUGCUCUGUGGGACUAACCCUCUUGCCCGUCACGGGAAGAUGAGUUGCUCAUGCUGAGCGGUGGGAUCCCCAGUGGGAAACUGUCCCCACUGGGAUCAAAACACCAGGAGGAUAAAAGAAGUGUAGACAGUCUGUUUCUAAGAAAACAUGAAUAAGGGAAGGCCAGAGGGAGAGGAGGGAAUGCAAAUAUUACUUGCCGAAAUAGAUAACUUUUAGAGAUCGUGUGUGAUGGAGAUUGGGAAAGUUUGGGAUUCUAUGAAGAUUAAAUGGACUCAUUAUGAGGAAGGUUUAAAGGUUUUUAGGGCUAGGAUUAGACUUUUGUCUUGGUGUCUUGUUAGUUCGCUAAGGUCAUGUCAGAGGCAAAAGAAUGAUCUAGAUACAUCUUGACUAUGAUUUAGUAAUAGUUUACAUGAUGUUUCUUAAUGCUUUAAGAAUCAUACAUUUAACCAUUCUCCAGCUGAUGCAUGAGUGUAUUCCCGGUGCAAUGACCAACAGUCAUUCAUCUAACAGCUCUCUCCUUAGGUAGCCGUGGUCCUCUAAGCACUGAUCUAGGUUCUGUGGUCACAGCAGCUGACAAGGCAAUGGUCUAAGUCCUAGUGUCGGCUCUGUCACAUGACAGCUCUCACUUGUGUCAUAUUCACAACCAUCCUGUAGGAGGUGCAUCCCCUCAACCUCAAAGGUAGGAAAAAUGGAGGAUUGCAGCGGAUGAUCGUGUUCAGAGAUUUGUUUUAAGUUCUAAACCCUCACUCAUCUAACAGCUCGUGUUCAGAGAUUUGUUUUAAGUUCUAAACCCUUAGCCAUCAUACCAGAUACUCUGUUUGUGAAAUUAGUCUUAUAUUUUCAGUUACUAACAAUGAGAUCCACAUUUUAAAUCAUGGAUGUUACCGUGAAGAAGAGGGGGGGGGGAGAGCAAAGCUUCAAAAUUAUUAAUUUAUAACCUACAUCACUCAAGGCAUGUAAGAGUCAUAUAAAUUCUAAGCUGAGCAGUGUUUCCUCUAAGAGCUGGUUAUAGGGCAUGGUGGUAUAAAAAUGUCUGUAUUUUGCUUGCUUGAUAACCAGGCUUGUGUUAUUGUAGAAGGGAAACCAGCCAUGCAAAUACUCACAUUAACCCUUGCUCAUCUUUAGUCAGUGAAAACCAAUUUGGGACAAUAUUUCUUUAUCCUUUUGCUAAUGAUACAUAGAUUUUAGCCUAUGGAUUGCAAGAGGGUUAGCCAACUGUUCCUCAAACGAGGCAGUUUCCUGAGAUUUACACUUACACUAUAGCAGACAUGGCCCCUCGUUUGUGCAUAUUCUGCAUGGGCCCAAUUACUGGUAAACUGAGUCCUUUGGCUUCCCAUAGUGCUUUCUGGAGUCCAGUAAAAGCCCCCUUUUGGCCUGUGUUUCUGAACCAGUUUCCUGACUUGGGACUUAGAGAAUUAAGUGAUUUUCUAAUCCUUCUCAUGAUAAAAACUGCAUGAGCUUCCUCAAACUAGGAAUAUGUUUCUUUGGACUUCUUAUUCUUGCUCCUGAUUUUCGUAACAGCUUUUUUUUUUCAACUGUGGGUGUGGGUGCAGGAAUCCCAAAGGAAAGAAUUGUCCUUUAAGUAAGUACACAUCUCCAAAACUCACAUCUAAUUGCCUCUUAGAACAAGCAAACACCACUUAGAUAAUGUCAGCAGAAUGGUCCUCACGCUUCCAUUUCGGAUGGUGUGUUUUCUAAUCCUAAUGGUUUUUAUCCUGGGCUUGUUUCAGAGGAAUGUUUAUGUUUAGUCCUGGGUAUUUGUUUGUAAAGGUCUGUUGCCUCUCUUUAAAUACUCUAAAUCCUCAUUUCAAUAGUUAUAUCCCUAGUUCAGAAACUCGUGGAAAAUAUAUUUGUUCAGUUUUUUUUCUUUCCUCCUGGAAGAGCCCCAGAUUUGGCAGCCCUGAGGAAAUCCUUGAUAUCUGACAUCAGCAGGUUAUCGUUGCACCUGACCUGACUCUCUCUGAAGUAGCCCCUUAGAGGACAGCUUGUCUGAGCGGUUUUCUUUGACCUUGGGCUGUCAAGAUCAGAUUUGGACCAGAAUGUUUACACAGAAACAAAGGAUUAUCUCUGAGAGGUUAGUGCUUUCUCUCAGCUAAACAGAAAUUUUCCUCCUUCCCAAGGUUUUAAGCAUAAGAUUAAUUUUAAAACAGACUGUAAGAGAAAGUAUUCCAUUGCCUGCCAAACCUUCUGUCAUGAGAUUCUCUGUUCUUCCGUGUUGGUAAACAGUGUAUCCAUGGAGAAUAAAUAAGAGCAUUUCAGCAACUGUCUGGUGGGGGUUAGAUAUGCUGUUGCUAUUGUUGACACUUCUUCUUAUAGAAUGUGCAUGUUCCAGAGAGCAUCUUCCUAAUGGCAGCAUCAUCUGACCUCUGUAGCUGUAGCUAACAAGCCCAGAAAACAGAGCUCAAUGGAUGGUUUCUUCAAAUGUAGUGCUUAAGAGUUGGGAUAAAAACAACAUUUUCUCUGGACAAAAGUAGGGUGAUUAAGUAUUAAUUAAAAUUUCUAAUGGAAAAUGAACAGGAUUCCUUUAGUUUUCAUUUUGCUUAUGAUUACUCUUACAAGCAAUGACUUGGAAGCUUAAACUUAGUGACAGCUCUGCUGAAAGUACACACAUUGUAAUUUAGGAUAAAAGCAGCCUUAAAAUAGUGGAGGUUAAACAGAAUUGGUCAACAAGAGUCACGUUCAUCACAGUAAUACCUUGAGAACGCCAAUGGGUGCCAUCUGAAGUGUUUUAAACCACCUUGUUGUAUCUCUCCCCUUGCUGUGUAGAGUCAGAGCGAGGUUGGUGAACUGCCUAUUACAGUAAUGGACAAUCUAAAGCAGUUUUGUGUUUUGGCUACAGAUAAAGUCUGGUAAAAAGCACUGGAGACCUUUUUGAUCCAUCUUUGCCUUUAAAGCCAUUCAUACCAAUCAAUAAAUUACUUCUGUGGAGAUAGAAAGUGAUCUAUAAUACCCAGCAUCCUGACAGAGAGACCCAUAUACUCAUUGUUUGAAGUUCCGCGUGCUUUUUGUGUUUAAUUGAAGCAAUUGUUCCACUGUUCUCUGGGUUAUGCUUCUAAUACAUGUAACACUGAGUUGUUUUGAAGUUAUGUAGUAUGAGUUAUACACUCACUCAAUUUCUCAUUUCAACAUCUGUCAUUUUGUAGUCCAUUAUGACAUUGCUCUCAACUGAUAAUUAAACUGUGUACAUUAAAGAAUUAAAACUGAA